Torulaspora globosa is the source of this 621-nucleotide messenger RNA. It is a transcript of the gene DIF1, whose product is annotated as Dif1p. Bases 1 to 621 code for a protein of 206 amino acids. Gene Ontology annotation, molecular function: ribonucleoside-diphosphate reductase inhibitor activity. The record is from RefSeq and is a predicted model, not a curated record. Gene Ontology annotation, cellular component: cytoplasm; nucleus. The transcript has a single exon. Lineage: Eukaryota; Fungi; Ascomycota; Saccharomycetes; Saccharomycetales; Saccharomycetaceae.
AUGGAAAUGGAGCUCUCUGCUACACCCACGCACCCUUUGUUGUGUAAACAGUGGGUGUGUGGGCGCCGGCUUCUAGCUGCCACCCAGAGGGCGGUCGUAUAUAUAGCGCUGGGAGUUUGGACCGGUGGCCCGUGCAGCGGCGGACCGCCAAUAGAAGCAACGUACAAGAGAAUGACUGUGGAGACCGUUUCGCCAGUCAAGAGACCUUUGCACAUACCGAUCUCGUCGCAAGACGAGCAAUAUGACUGCCAGAUGCAAUUGGGCACAAUUGGGAUGCGCAUAAGACAGAGUGUGGAUCAGGGGUACCAGGUGCCACAACAGAAUGGUCUAGCCCAGCCUCAGGGUGCCUCACAGCGAGCCUGUGUUCAGGACAACUCCCAGAUAACAAUCCCAGAGUACAAGAGAGUGCCGCUGCCCGCUUCGCGGGCAGCACCCAUGCUGGUGAACCAGCGCACCGUGUCGAGCUCCAGCUCGUCGCUCGAGAUGUGGGAGGACAGUCUCGACCAGAGACUUAGCAUGAUCGAUGACGACAUGCUGCGGAACAAGCUAGGGGCCGGAGAUCUCGAUGCCAUGUUCCACGGUGGGGCUAACAAGAGAAAUUGGGAACAGGUCGAUUUUUAG